UAUUUUUCUAAUAGUUUUUUGUAUUACUAUAAAGUUUCAGCCGGCAUUUAUGUUUCUCUUGUUCAAGUAGGAUUAAAAGACUCAAAACCUUUAAAAGCUCAAUUUAAUAUUUAUACGGAUGAUGGAAAUAAAAUUUAUUUUUGUCCGUAUGUCCACAACAUUCGUUUUUAAACACGGAACAGAAUCAGAUAAAUAUCAAGUUUUCAAAUCACAAACGACUGACAAGUCUAGCGACAAUUUAGAGAAUGGAGGAGAUUACGUUUUGGUGAAUGGUUCAUCAGAUACCUUAAAUUUAGAUGCUAUGUUCCUUUAUUGUGAAGUUGAAUUUGUUCCGUAUAAUAUAAAAUGCGAAAAUGAGGUUGUGGAUUUUUCUUCUGAAAGUUCUUCACAACGAUCUUUAAAUAUGUUUAAAGAGGGAAUACUUACUGAUUGUGUUGUUGAGGUAGGUUUUAUCUUUUAAAUUUGUUUGUAUAAUGUACAGUGAUGUAAAGGGUUACCCGAAAUAGUACUUUCUUUAUCCCGAACCGGACUAAUGCUAAACCCGACCCUACUUUUUUCUAGACUUGCGACACAAUUGUUAAGUGAAAUAGUAGCCAAAAGGGUGGUUGGUUUUUGGCAUUAUUAUCCCGUUCAAAAAUAGUGGUUAUAUGCACUUCCGUCGAUUUGACCACCCUUAACCAGGUCUCCAUUCCAUCCGUUACUUAAGCCAAUUUUUAACAAUGCGAACACGAAGUUCUUGACAAAACCUCAAUUGACUACUACAUGACAAAACCCCAAUUAUCAAGGGUGGACAUGGACCUUUCGCGCUCGAAAAAGUUAAG
Molecule: messenger RNA, 821 nt
Organism: Meloidogyne enterolobii
Lineage: Eukaryota; Metazoa; Nematoda; Chromadorea; Rhabditida; Meloidogynidae
Source: the annotation of a GenBank genome assembly